Alosa alosa (allis shad) is the source of this 768-nucleotide messenger RNA. RefSeq names its product Golgi-associated plant pathogenesis-related protein 1-like. Lineage: Eukaryota; Metazoa; Chordata; Actinopteri; Clupeiformes; Clupeidae. The transcript has 6 exons. Bases 54 to 533 code for a protein of 159 amino acids. The record is from RefSeq and is a predicted model, not a curated record. Gene Ontology annotation, cellular component: extracellular region.
CGCAGCUAAACCAUCCUAUUUCCAAACCCUCCGCACGUAAAGACAAAAACACAAUGGCAGAUGAUAGCUUCAAGGCCGAGUUCCUGCAGACCCACAAUGAGUUGCGGGCCAAGCACGGCGUGCCAGCCCUGACCAUGAGCGAUGCCCUGUGCAAGUCUGCUCAGGCCUGGGCCGACCAUCUGAAGAGCACCAACAAGAACAGCAGCAAGAUAAACCUCCAGCACAGCAAAACCAAGAACGGAGAGAACCUCUACUUCUCCUCCAGCUCUGCAACCGUCAAACUAACCGGAAAAGAGGCAGUUGAGAUCUGGUACCGCGAGAUCAAGGAUUACGAUUUUAGUAAGCCUGGUUUUGGAUUUAACACAGGCCACUUUACCCAAGUUGUGUGGAAGUCUUCGACUGAAGUUGGUGUGGGUAUUGCCAUGGUUGAAAACGCAGUCUUUGUCAUAGGCCAGUACAGUCCUGCAGGAAAUAUAGCCACCGAUGACCACUUUGAGAAGAAUGUCCUGCCUGCAGGAGAGGCAAAGAGCUGACCUGAGACCUGCUGGAUUGGGUAAAUCUGGUCAUGAUGAUGUCUUCGAUGUCUUGGAACAGGUCUACCACAUUCACCCUGCAUCAUCUUCUGACUUCCUCACCAGCAACCGUAUUGCAGUUACUGUUAAAUCCUCAGUUCUGUCAGGGCCUCUGGCAAACCUGCAGAUCUGGAGCUCGUCGAAGUACCUCCUAAUGGGAACACACACACACAAAUUGUUUUAAAAAAAUUAAAAA